GGCGCUCGGUCCGGUCGCGUCUGACACCCAGUGGGACAUCGAAGGCAGUGGAGUCCCGGCGGCGGCGGUGGUGGCGGCGGCGGCGGCGGCGGCGCGUGGGGGCGGCGCGCGGGAGAGGCGCGGGCUGGCGCGCGGGGCGAAGAGUAAUCAUGGGCCAGACUGGGAAGAAAUCUGAGAAGGGACCGGUUUGUUGGCGGAAGCGUGUAAAAUCCGAGUACAUGAGACUGAGACAGCUCAAGAGGUUCCGAAGAGCUGAUGAAGUAAAGACUAUGUUUAGCUCCAAUCGUCAGAAAAUUUUGGAAAGAACAGAAACCUUAAACCAGGAAUGGAAGCAGCGAAGGAUCCAGCCUGUGCACAUCAUGACUUCUGUGAGCUCAUUGCGCGGGACUAGGGAGUGUUCAGUGACCAGUGACUUGGAUUUUCCAGCACAAGUCAUCCCAUUAAAGACCCUGAAUGCAGUUGCGUCGGUGCCCAUAAUGUAUUCUUGGUCUCCCUUACAGCAGAAUUUUAUGGUUGAAGAUGAAACUGUCUUACACAACAUUCCUUAUAUGGGGGAUGAAGUGCUAGAUCAGGAUGGCACUUUCAUCGAAGAACUAAUAAAAAAUUACGAUGGGAAAGUGCAUGGAGACAGAGAAUGUGGAUUUAUAAAUGAUGAAAUUUUUGUGGAGUUGGUAAAUGCUCUUGGUCAAUAUAACGAUGAUGACGAUGAUGAUGAUGGCGACGAUCCUGAUGAAAGAGAAGAAAAACAGAAAGAUUUAGAGGACAGUCAAGAUGAUAAAGAAAGUUGCCCACCUCGGAAAUUUCCUGCUGAUAAAAUUUUUGAAGCUAUUUCCUCAAUGUUUCCAGAUAAGGGCACAGCAGAAGAGCUAAAAGAGAAAUAUAAAGAACUCACUGAGCAGCAGCUCCCGGGCGCUCUGCCUCCUGAAUGCACCCCAAACAUAGACGGACCAAAUGCUAAAUCUGUUCAGAGGGAGCAGAGCUUGCAUUCAUUUCAUACGCUUUUCUGUCGGCGGUGUUUUAAGUAUGACUGCUUCCUACAUCCCUUCCAUGCAACACCCAACACUUACAAGCGCAAGAACACGGAAACAGCUCUGGACAACAAGCCUUGCGGAGCACAGUGUUACCAGCACCUGGAGGGAGCUAAGGAGUUUGCUGCUGCCCUCACUGCUGAGAGGAUCAAGACACCACCCAAGCGCCCAGGGGGCCGCAGAAGAGGCCGACUUCCGAAUAACAGUAGCAGACCCAGCACCCCCACCAUCAGUGUGCUGGAGGCAAAGGAUACGGACAGUGACAGGGAAGCCGGGACGGAAACUGGGGGCGAGAACAACGACAAAGAAGAGGAGGAGAAGAAAGAUGAAACUUCCAGCUCCUCUGAAGCAAAUUCUCGCUGUCAAACACCCAUAAAGAUGAAGCCCAAUAUUGAACCUCCUGAGAACGUGGAGUGGAGCGGUGCAGAAGCCUCCAUGUUUCGAGUCCUCAUCGGGACUUACUACGAUAAUUUCUGCGCCAUCGCUAGGCUGAUUGGGACCAAAACAUGCAGACAGGUGUAUGAGUUCAGAGUCAAAGAGUCCAGUGUCAUAGCACCUGUCCCCACUGAGGAUGUGGACACUCCUCCGAGAAAGAAGAAAAGGAAGCACAGGUUGUGGGCUGCGCACUGCAGAAAGAUCCAGCUGAAGAAGGACGGCUCCUCUAACCAUGUUUACAACUAUCAACCCUGUGACCAUCCACGGCAGCCUUGUGACAGUUCGUGCCCUUGUGUGAUAGCACAAAAUUUUUGUGAAAAGUUUUGUCAAUGUAGUUCAGAGUGUCAAAACCGAUUUCCUGGAUGCCGGUGCAAAGCACAGUGCAACACCAAGCAGUGUCCAUGCUACCUGGCUGUCCGAGAGUGUGACCCUGACCUCUGUCUCACGUGUGGAGCUGCUGACCACUGGGACAGUAAGAACGUGUCCUGCAAGAACUGCAGUAUUCAGCGGGGCUCUAAAAAGCACUUACUGCUGGCACCGUCUGAUGUGGCAGGCUGGGGAAUCUUUAUCAAAGAUCCUGUGCAGAAAAAUGAAUUCAUCUCAGAGUACUGUGGAGAGAUCAUCUCUCAGGACGAAGCCGACAGAAGAGGGAAAGUCUACGACAAGUACAUGUGCAGCUUCCUGUUCAACUUGAACAAUGAUUUUGUGGUGGAUGCAACCCGCAAGGGCAACAAAAUUCGUUUUGCUAAUCAUUCAGUAAAUCCAAACUGCUAUGCAAAAGUUAUGAUGGUUAAUGGUGACCACAGGAUAGGGAUCUUUGCUAAGCGAGCCAUCCAGACUGGCGAAGAGCUGUUCUUUGAUUACAGAUACAGCCAGGCUGAUGCCCUGAAGUAUGUGGGCAUCGAAAGAGAAAUGGAAAUCCCCUGACAUCACUACCUCUCCCUCCUCUCGGAAACAGCUGCCUUAGCUUCAGGAACCUGAGUACUGUGGGCGAUUUAGAAAAAGAAAAUGCAGUUUGAAAUUCUGAAUUUGCAAAGUACUGUAACAGUAAUUUAUAGUAAUGAGUUUUAAAAUCAACUUUUUAUUGCCUUCUCACCAGCUGCAAAGUGUUUUGUACCAGUGGAUUUUUGCAAUAAUGCAGUAUGGUACGUUUUUCAACUUUGAAUAAAGAAUACUUGAACUUGUUG
This is a messenger RNA of Onychomys torridus (southern grasshopper mouse), 2650 nucleotides long. RefSeq names its product enhancer of zeste 2 polycomb repressive complex 2 subunit (gene Ezh2). The transcript is spliced from 20 exons. The coding region runs from base 150 to 2390 and encodes 746 amino acids. Gene Ontology annotation, biological process: chromatin remodeling. Lineage: Eukaryota; Metazoa; Chordata; Mammalia; Rodentia; Cricetidae. Gene Ontology annotation, molecular function: histone H3K27 methyltransferase activity; protein binding. The record is from RefSeq and is a predicted model, not a curated record.